UAAGGCAAAAGAAUGAAAGAAGUAGAUAAUCUCAAAAGUAUAAAAGAAGAAUGGGUUUGUGAAACAGGAUCUGACAACCAAACUCUUAGUGAUGAUCGUCAAAGAAAUUGUGAAUAUUUUGUUGACAGCCUUUUUGAGGAAGCUGAGAAGGUUGGUGCCAAAUGCAUGUCUCCCACUGAACAGAAGAAACAGGUCGAUGUAAGUAUAAAAUUAUGGAAAAGUGGAUUCACAGUCAAUGAUGAUUUCAGAAGUUACUCUGAUGGUGCAAGUCAGCAGUUUCUGAACUCCAUCAAAAAAGGGGAAUUACCUUUGGAAUUACAGGGAAUUUUUGAUAAAGAGGAGGUGGAUGUUAAAGUUGAAGACAAAAAAAACGAAGUAUGUAUGUCAACGAAGCCUGUGUUCCAGCCCUUCUCAGGACAGGAUCACAGACUGGGAAGUGCCACACCAAAAAUUGUUUCUAAGGCAAAGAGUAUUGAAGUUGGGAAUAAAAAUAAUUUGUCAGUUGUUCAACUAAACAAUCUGGAACCCAUCACUGAUGUACAGAUCUGGUUAGCCACUGGAAAAAGGAUUGUCCAGAAAUUUAACAUUUCUCAUAGAGAGAGACACAUGCCUCCCAUACCACCUUUCCAUAAACACUUAUUAUUGCUUUUGGAUGAAUGCAAGAAUGGACGAAUGGGCAGCAUCAUAACUUCGGACCUCAGCUUCUUCAUCUAUACAACAGUCCUAGGGAGCAACUAUGAGAAUGAAUCGAACAUGCCAUGGGUUUUAGAAAGCACUCUGCAGCUCAGUGAUAAUCAUUAA
This is a messenger RNA of Neomonachus schauinslandi (Hawaiian monk seal), 801 nucleotides long. Its product is annotated as UBX domain-containing protein 2A-like. The coding region runs from base 13 to 801 and encodes 262 amino acids. The transcript has 2 exons. Gene Ontology annotation, biological process: proteasome-mediated ubiquitin-dependent protein catabolic process; nuclear membrane reassembly; autophagosome assembly. NCBI's taxonomy places the organism in Eukaryota, Metazoa, Chordata, Mammalia, Carnivora, Phocidae. Gene Ontology annotation, cellular component: cytosol; nucleus. Gene Ontology annotation, molecular function: ubiquitin binding. The record is from RefSeq and is a predicted model, not a curated record.